Messenger RNA from Daktulosphaira vitifoliae (grape phylloxera), 2004 nucleotides. RefSeq names its product protein YIPF3-like. The coding region runs from base 147 to 797 and encodes 216 amino acids. NCBI's taxonomy places the organism in Eukaryota, Metazoa, Arthropoda, Insecta, Hemiptera, Phylloxeridae. The transcript has a single exon. The record is from RefSeq and is a predicted model, not a curated record.
GCACGAUUUGUUGUUCAUAAGUUCAUUAAAGCUAAAUCUUUAACAGAAGACGUGAAAACUGAAAAAGUAGAAGUAAUAUUGAAAAAUUGGUCUGAGAAAUUAAAAGAAAUAAAUAACAAAUUAGAUGGUAAAAAGUAAUUUUUGAGAUGGUUAUAAAGAAGUCAAGAAUUAAAGAUCAUUCAAUUGUAUUUUUGGGCUCACAUCCUUCAAAGAAAAAAGGUGGAAUUAAAGAAAUAAUAUCUCAUUUUAUAAUAUCUCCUGGUGAUUUGCUUAAGAGAAUAUUACAUUCAUUUUUACCUCCUUUUCGUUCUUAUUAUGUUCAUAUUGAUUUCAUGGGACCUGUUUUGGCAUUUGUUAUUUUGGCUACUACACUUAGUUAUGGGCAUGCUUACAAAAUUACAUCUGCUGUAUAUCAUCGAUCACCUUCAGAAAUUUUAUUUUUUUAUUGCUCUUUGAUGCCAGUUCUUUGUUAUAUUUUAACUCGACUAGGACAAUCAAAAAUUUCUUUUGUACAAUUGAUAUCAUUACUAGGAUAUGGUUUGUAUGGAUAUGUUUUCACACUAAUUAUUAGUUUUAUAUCAGAUGAGACGAACAAUAUUUUAUUUUUUAUGGCUAUGAUAAUAUUUACUGGAUCUAGUGUUUUAAGAGUAUGUUUAAUAGUACUUGUAACUAUCAAAAUACCAGUGGUUAGACUUCUAGUAUGUAGUAUUAUUGCAAUUGUACAAGUUUUAUUUGUUGUGUUUUUGUACUUUACAUUUGUUCAUUCUAGUUUUAAAUUUGUAAAAAUUAAAAAAUAAAAUUGUAUUAAUUAGUUUUUGUGAAUAGUUAUCAUUAAAAUGUAGUUAUAAUACUUUAAGAGUUAAAUUAUUACAAUAGUGUUAGGAAUUAAUGAUUUUAUUUAUAUAUAAAAUUGAUCACAGUAUAAUAUAGUUUAAUCACUCUACAAAUAUAUUUCAAACUUAAUCAAAUUUGAAAAAAAGUUCAAGUAUGGAUUUUUACACCAUUUACAAUUCACAUUAAGUUAAUAAAAUAUAUAAUAAUAACAGUAGAUAUAUUAACUUAUAUAUUUAAAUAUAACAAAAUAAAAUCAAAUAUUGGUUAAUUGAGCAACGGGACCUGGAAGGUAGUCGGAUAAAUAAUUACCAGCCUAAAGAAUGUUAUAUAUUAUCCAUGACCAUGGCGCAUUAGUGAACUACUCUCUUCCAUCUAUAUUAAACUACUGAUUACAAUAGUGUUUGCAACUAUUAUUUAAUAAAAUAAUAUUUUACUGAAUAAAGCACUUCAAUAGGUUACUCCUUCCAUUUUUACUUUCAUAACUGAAUGUUACGUACUCUGAUCUAAUAGACCAGAGACCCGGUAAAAUAAGAAAAGAAUGAUUUAUUUUUUUAUUGAAAUAGUUAUUAACUAUAUUCUAUACUAGGAACCUAGUAUUUUUUGGUAUGUGAAGUAAAGUGGCAUUAAAUGUAAGCCAAAAUUAAGACGUGGUGAGGUCCAGGAUCCAAAAUUGAAGUAUAAUUUCUACAUCAUAGGUAUCAUUUUAGCUUUAUAGUUUAUAUUAACUAUAGUAAUUAUUUAUUAUAUACCUAUUGUAUGCAAUCAUAGUACAUCAAACUAAAAAUCUAAAAAAAUGACUAAUUUCUGGUUUGAAAAAAGAUCAGUUUUAUUAAUUUUUUUUCAUGUUGAAUGAAUAAUGUUGAUGGCAGAAAAACAUUAAAUUUUAGAUAUUUUAGUGUCAAUAUUUGAGAAAUUGUAUUAUGCAAUAAGUUAUUGGUACAAGAUAUCGUUCAGGGCGAAUUGAGAAGGCUAGGGGCAGAGUUCCCAGUUUACAAUUAAACCCCCAAAAUUUAGCAAAAUUAUGUUAAUUGAUAUAUAAAAAUUAUUUUUUUGAGGGAGAAAAUUAAAUUUAGUUUCCCCAAUAAAAAAUUGACGAUCCUAUGCUUAAAAAAAUGUUUAAAAUGCCUUGAAUCAAUUAAAUUAUAGUAUUUUACAAAAAAAAAAAAAAAA